CGCCUCCACGGUUUCCGACUCGCUACAGCGCCGCUAGGCUGUGAACAAUGGGCACAGCGGUGGGCCACAUGGCACGCUCGAUGACUAGGUUGCCAACAUCACGGACGAUGUGUGGCAGGUCGAAGCCGGUGUAGUUGCUAGUUUUAGUAUCGACGGGUUCUAACCAUUCACGCGCCUUCUGGCCUUCUUCUCAUGUUGAUGGUUACUCCCUCUCACAUUAUUUCCUACGCCUACACAUAACUUCUUUACAGACGCAUUACGAUCCAGCAGCUAUGCUACCGACCACACUCAUCCUCGCGUCCUUCGCGCCCUAUACAUACGCUUUCUCAAUACCGCCGUUACCACACCUUAGGUACCUUGGUAUCGCCAACGCUCAGAAGCAGCAGCAGCAGCCGCUGCAUGAUAGUCUCGAUGCCUGGAUACAGCAGGAAGAGCGGGUAGCGUUGGACAAGCUACUGGCGAACGUCUCGCCAGGUGGGCGCAAUGUCGUAGGGCAGGAUGUAGCACCAGGCACAGUAGUUGCGAGUCCAAGUCAGGACGGGCCAGACUACUGGUACCAAUGGGUCCGAGAUGCUGCGAUCACAAUGAACACCCUCGUGGACGUGUACGCCGACGAUGCAUUCUCCUCACGAGGAUGGCAACUCUCCGCCAUCCUCAAUGCAUACACGUCGUUGCAGCAGACGAUCCAACGCGCACCGAAUCCAUCAGGGACCUAUGGUGAUCUCUCAGGGCUCGGCGAGCCGAAAUUUGAGAUCGAUGGCACGCCCUUUACAGGCUCAUGGGGACGACCACAGCGAGACGGACCAGCUCUACGUGCUCUGACACUCAUACAUUAUCUACGCGAAUACAACUCUUCGCACCCUACGCUAUGGACGUCAUCCCAAGCAGACGAUUUCUUCGCACCCUUCUACGAGGCUAGUAUGCCACCUACGAGUGCCAUCAAAGUUGAUCUCGAGUACGUGAGCCACUACUGGAACCAGUCUAGCUUCGAUCUGUGGGAGGAAGUGGAAGGUCUGCACUUCUUCACGCUGAUGGUCAGCGCGCGAAGUCUACGUGAGGGAAGCAAGCUUGCGCGUGCUUUCGGCGAUCUUGGUGCGGCGGAUUGGUACACACUGCAAGCAGGAUACAUUGAUAAUUUGCUGUCGAAAUUUUGGAACAAGCAAAAGGGCCACCUCGUUGAGACGCUGUGGAGCCAGAGAUCUGGACUUGACUGCGGUCUGCUGCUCGGCUCGCUGCAUGCCUUACCCGCUGAUGGCUCAGACGACGAUGCCGUGUAUCCGCCGUGGUCAGACGAGAUCCUCGUCUCUCUGCUUGCUUUGACACGCGAUCAGAAAGACCGCUUCCCUAUCAACAGCAGCCCCUGGUCUUCUUCCGACGAUGAAGAGGGAGCUGACACAGACGACGAAGAGCCUUUCGAGGGCACAGGUCUCGGCCGUUACCCUGAAGACAAGUACAACGGAUACACCACUACACAGCACGGAAAUCCCUGGUUCCUCUGCACCUCCAGCGCCGCUGAGGUCCUGUAUCGCAGCGCAUCUCACAUCUCGACAUCCUCGAGACUCACCAUCUCCGCAACUUCGCUGCCUUUCUAUACCGCCCUGCUCGCAUCUUCCAGCCUCGAUAUCAAUCAAGGUACAUACGGACCCAACGACGCACUGUUUCACUCCACCGUCGAGCGAUUAGGUGCUGUCGGCGAUCAGUUUUUGAACGUGGUCAGGAGACAUGUCGAUGCCGAAGGCAGUAUGAGCGAGCAGUUCGACAAAGAGACGGGGUUCAUGACCGGUGCGAGGGACCUGACAUGGAGCUAUGGAGCUUUCUUGCAGGCUGUCAGGGCGAGGAAGGCAAUGACGAGCGCGUGAGGGGCUGUGAGGGCACGUUCUUGAGUUCAGAGGAAUGAGGAAUGAUGUUAUGAUUUACGACUGGAUGGUGGCUCUGCUCUGGUGAGCUAUAUUAUACCCUCGUUUGAGAACAAUGAUAUCUGUUCUAUGCAGCCGAGAGUAUAGGUAACGCC
Messenger RNA from Didymella exigua CBS 183.55, 2011 nucleotides. RefSeq names its product glycoside hydrolase family 15 protein. Lineage: Eukaryota; Fungi; Ascomycota; Dothideomycetes; Pleosporales; Didymellaceae. The transcript is spliced from 2 exons. Gene Ontology annotation, biological process: polysaccharide metabolic process. Gene Ontology annotation, cellular component: fungal-type vacuole. Gene Ontology annotation, molecular function: glucan 1,4-alpha-glucosidase activity. The record is from RefSeq and is a predicted model, not a curated record. The coding region runs from base 273 to 1859 and encodes 528 amino acids.